Gopherus flavomarginatus (Mexican gopher tortoise) is the source of this 4205-nucleotide messenger RNA. It is a transcript of the gene SLC66A3, whose product is annotated as solute carrier family 66 member 3. The record is from RefSeq and is a predicted model, not a curated record. The transcript has 7 exons. NCBI's taxonomy places the organism in Eukaryota, Metazoa, Chordata, Testudines, Testudinidae. The coding region runs from base 5 to 607 and encodes 200 amino acids.
CGCGAUGGAGGCGCUGCUGGCCCUGGCCAACUGGAGCACCCUGCUCGUGUGCAUGGUGCUCAAGCUGCCGCAGGUGGUGGCCGUGCUGGCUGCCCGCUCGGCGCGCGGCCUCAGCCCGGAGAGCCUGCUGCUGGAGCUGAGCGGCUUCCUUGUGUUUCUAAGAUACCAGAGUUACUACAGUUACCCCCUAGAGACUUAUCUGGAGUACCCCAUCCUAAUUGCACAAGAUGUCAUUCUCCUGCUCUUUGUUCUGCAUUACAGUGGCAACAUGAAGCAAACUUUGCCUUACAUAGUCAUAUUUGUGGGAGGAUGGUACUUUCUAACUCUACAGAAAUGGAUAAUAGACCUGGCCAUGAAUUUGUGUACGUUAAUCAGUGCAGCAAGUAAAUUUGCUCAGCUGCGGUGUCUGUGGCAGACAAGAGAUUCCGGACAAGUGAGUGCCUUGACCUGGAGUAUGUCUGCAUACACAUGUGCAACAAGAAUAGUUACAACUUUAAUGACCACAAAUGAUCUUAUGGUUCUAGUCCGUUUCAUAAUCAUGCUGGUUCUUAAUAUAUGGGUCACAGCCACAAUAUUGCGUUACCGGAAGACUGAAAAGACUGAUUAGAUGACAGCUUCUCUCCAGCUGCAACAUAUGUCAAACACUUUGGACCAAAAAAUACAGUAGAACCUGAACAAGAGACUUCCAUGUCCAGGCAGCCUUCUGUAUGCCACCUGCCUCAUAUUAUCCCUUAAAAGAUUAAGUACAAUGUUGCUUAUGUUUUAUUACGAUUACUACUACUUAAAGCAUAUUUUAUUAGAAGUAAAUUUUAUUGGUCAUUUAAAAUGGGUUUCAGUGGUAACUGAUAUUUUCUCUGGGGGUUUUUUUUUUUUCCCCUUCUUCUUCUUCUUCCAUAUUUUGUACUAUGUAGAUUCCUAUGGUUUUUAUUCCUGGGGGAAUUCUGUGCCUAAAAAUUCUGUGCACAAUAUUUUAAAAAUUCUGCAUAUUUUAUUUGUUAAAAUAACACUAUAUAAUCACGCCGGUUUCAAUUAUUUUGGUAAUUUAUUUCAAAAUACCUGUCAGCAACUAUGUCAGUACCAAUAAAGAUGACAAAAAAGAUUCUCCCAGGAGUAGAGAGUUAAAAAACCCCUAUGACAACCCAGUUUCCGUUUCUCUGCCCCCUCCACCUCCGAGCCCAGCCACAGGGCCAGACACCCCCAUACAACUCCCCUCAGCCCAGACAUCUGCACUCCUCUCCACCAGAGCCCAGUGGGGGCACCCACCAGCCCAAAUAUCAACCCCCCCCACCCCCAGAGCCAGAAACCCGCACCACCACCCCCCCACCCCCAGGGCCAGGGCACCACCCUGGUCCAGACACUUGCACUCCCUAUCCCCCCAGGACCCAGCUGCAGGGCCAGACAUGCAUGACCCAGACACUCACAUCUCUCUCCUCAGAGUCCAGUCGCAGGGCCCCCAAUCCAGAAACCCACACUCCCUACCCUCCAGAGAUCCAGAGAGAGAAACAGCUUGAUGCUGGAUUCCAGACUCAUACAAGAAACUCCAUACACCACCUCCUUCCUUCAGGGCAUGCUGGGAACUGCAGCUGCUGAGAACCCUCCAGCUCCAUUCCUGUCCCCCUGGCAGUGUCUUCUAUUUGUGAGCUGGGCUCUGCCAGGUCUAGUGGGGCUCUGCAGUGCUAAUUCUGCAGGGGAAAGAAAUUCUGCAUAGAACAGUAAUUCUACGCAAAUUCUGCAUUGCGCAGUGGUACAGAAUUCCCCCAGGAGUAGUUCUUGUAACACUCCAGUUCUUUACAGAUUAAGGGUAAUCUUUUCAGCAGUUUUCUUCACUUAUAAAGGCAUAGUUUUGUAUCUCCAAAUUAUUUUGAUUUUCUUUUUGCAACUGUAUGAUUACAACUCAUUAGUAGAUGCCUAUCUUUUUUUACAAACAGGUCUGUAGUUAGAUAUCUAACUACCAAUGGAGUCUGCAAAGAAGGAAGCCAACUGAAAAUCUGGCCCUAAAUUUGUAAUUCAUCUGUAGUAUCAGAGCAAGCUAAGUUUGCCACACCCAUAGUGAAUAUAUCAAAUGCUCCUUUCAUCCAAUUAAAAAGCUUAUAUCAUCAUACAAAACACUCAUAAGUCAGCUGUUUCUGACUAACCCAUCUUUAUUGAGAUAAAAGCAGAAGUGCACCUAUUAACCUUUUAUGGACCUUUCAGUCCUUCAUCUCUAACCCAUUCUCAUUCGGUGGGUGUUCAGCUGCCCUCUAGUAAUGGCUGAGCUACACAGAGAGGUUAAUGCGUAACAAAUCAGGUUCCUCUGGGAUGUCCUCUCCUGGUUAGCAGUGGCCCUGCAGGUGCACCAACAUCCGUUUCUCCAUCCUAAGGUUCUUCAAACUCUACCUUCACUCUUUAGUCCAAUAAUGCCCUGGUUGUAAUCUAAUUUAUUAGUGUAAAUGCUUCAAAAUACCCCCGAAGUCACAAAGUAUAAUCCAUCACCAGAAUACAAAAGCUAGGCUCUUCUUCAGCCUCCCUCUUUGAUCAGAGCAGGGGGUGCUCAGCAUUCUCCCCAUUGUCCUCUAGCUAACCCUCUCCCUUCCUCCCACCACAAAUGAAGUGUCCACCCACCCUUGGCUUAAUGAAAGUGCAAGAUAACUAAGGACCACCCAUCCUGGGCUUAAAUUCUGAGUCCAACCCUGGGUUUUCCCCCAGCUCAGGAUUAGUCCCUUGACCCUUCCUCCCCACCAAGCUCAAAGAGUCAGCAAGCAAACUUCCUUCUACUGGUCUCCUGGCCCAGAGCUUUCCCAGCUCCCUGACUGGAACACUGGCCUGUCUGGAUUUACCUUCUCCCUUGGCUCAAACUCAGCGGGUAAAUUUUUUCUGCUCCUCUCUGGCCCUGAGCUUUUACCAGCUCCCUUCCUUCAUCAGCUCUUCACUACUGCUUCCUUGGGGAACUGCAGCAGCUCACUCUCACUGUAGGGACUUUCUACCAGCUGCCUCUUAUUGUCUCCUUUUCCAAACUUCUGCCAGACUCAUUUUAUAGACCAGGUGUCGUCUCUCCAGUCCCAUUAGAAGGCAGUUAUCCAGGCACAGGUGGAUUAGGCCUGCUCCUUUUUAAAGGGCCAGUACUCCAGCUCAAGGAGUCUGCUACAGUCUUAGCGAACAUAGAGCUCAGGCACUAGAGGCUUCUGUUUUAAGAUCCCAAUGAUGCCAGGUUCGAUCGCCACUGCUGAUGACUCACCUCGGUGCAGGACAUUACACAACCACAGGCAAACUCUCUCUCAUAUGGGCUCACCUACUUUCUAACAGAAUCUGAUGUAAUUCCUUCUGCUAUAUGGUUCUGCAAGUUUUCUGGGUUGUAAGAUGCAAAUGAUGUACUUGAGGUUUUACUUUUACAUUCCACUCAUAAUGUGCUUUGUAGUACAGCAAAAUAUCAGGUUUAUUAAAAGAGAGAUGUUUGCAUAAUUAUUAGCAGUGACUUGUGACAUUUGUCUGGUGGGAAUUAAUACUACAAUGUUUCCAACCAGCAAUUGUUAUAUAUUAUUCUGACAUGUAGCUUGCCUUGUUUUCUCCCAAAAUUACAUUCUUCAGGUAGAAAAGCAUCCUCUUUUCAAAAGAGCUUCUACACCGUUAUUGAUUUAGUCUAUCGAUCACUAGGGGAUGAAGGCCUGGUCCCAUUUAAUUCAACAAGAUCAGGAUUUCACCCCAGUGUGUGAAAUCAUAGGCAUUAAUCCAGCAAUUAGAUCCACAGAAGUAAACCCAUGUACCUUCAAUGUGAGCCUGAGGGUCUGCUUCCACAGAUCAGAUUGCAGGAUCAGGACCCCCAGUUCCAUAAAUUACAGUAAAUUCAUAAUAUUAAAGUAUUUUUUGCCAACCCUACAGGUAUUUUUAAUGCCUUUCAUUAUAUUUCAAAAUCAAUUACUUGGCAUUGACUUAAUGGAGCAAAUGCAAAGGUAGAUUUUUAGCUUUAAACAGUCUGUACAAAUUUUCAAAAGUUUCUCUGUUGGCUGUGCAAAGUGUGACUAUUUAAAAAAGCAUUUAAAAAAUCUUUUCCUACUAGGUAAAAACUGCAUAAAACAAACUUAAAUGUGUAAAGAAGCAUCAGUUUUCCUGUUCUAUAGUGGCACAAGAAAAAUGUCAUUUUCAGCUAUUUUUGUUAAUAUAUUAGACAUCUUACACUGGAUUUUUAAUAAAAUGUCCCAUUUCUGCAAUAAAAAAAGCAACUUUUAUGA